Molecule: messenger RNA, 683 nt
Organism: Vigna umbellata (rice bean)
Lineage: Eukaryota; Viridiplantae; Streptophyta; Magnoliopsida; Fabales; Fabaceae
Source: RefSeq, a predicted model, not a curated record
AAAAACCAGACAAGGGAAGAGACAUUCAGCCGCAGAAAAAAACUGUCUCAAUGGAAAAAAUGAAAGCAGCGGUGGCUCCUCCUUCGCCCUCGCCGACGAAGAAGAGGUCACAGCCGACGAAGAAGAGGUCAUUCAAAACCAAUCCUCACCCCACUUACGUGAAAAUUCGUGCUCUUGUUAAAGAGAUUAGUCAUCACGUUAUAGAGGUUCUCAAAUAUCCUGACAUCAAAAAGUGCGAGUCAUCCCGUGAUGUUGAAGAAAAGUUGAAGAUGCUAACUAAUUUAUAUGAAAGCUUGCAAGCGGAGGGUUUUUCACCGAAAGGGAAGAAGCUACGACGAUCUGGAAUUAAGCUUGAUCCACCAUCAGUUUCUGGCUCUCAGAAGCUGUUUAGAGAUGGACUUCCAGAGACAUACAUAGUUGGAGCAUCUGUAUUUGGCUGGAAUUUUAUCACCUUUUUGGGAAAACCACCUGUCUAUUAUGGUAGGUCAAAGGCUGAAUAUCGUGCUGGAAAAGUUUCUAAGUAAUCCUACGAAGCUUUAAACCCCUCUUAAUAAUGUAUGAGUUCUUAAACAUUUCUUUAAUAAUAAACUCCUUUUAAGAUACAAGACACUUUAUGGUUCUGAGAUGGGUUAGAUUUUAAUAUUGAAAGCAAAUGUAUCUUAUGUGGAAACUUUUAUUCAAUA